Closterium sp. Naga37s-1 is the source of this 1011-nucleotide messenger RNA. NCBI's taxonomy places the organism in Eukaryota, Viridiplantae, Streptophyta, Zygnematophyceae, Desmidiales, Closteriaceae. The record is from the annotation of a GenBank genome assembly.
AUGAAGUCCCCCAUUCAGGGAUUUGAGCGCACGCUGUUCAAGGGGUAUGUGGGGCUCAUGCUGGCAGUGAAGCGGCAGCCAGUGGUGGUUCACAUCGAGGCCUCUGCUGCCACAUUCAUCGAAUAUGAUGGGGUGGGUACUGAUCGUAAUCCUACCUGCUAUACUGGCAACCUGAACCAUGCUGUACUUAUUGUUGGGUACCUCGUCUCAACAACUGAUGACCGCCAAAGCCCCGUUGAUCUGCCGUAUUGGAUCAUCCGCAACUCGUGGGGAGUGGAUUGGGGAGACCAGGGCCACAUGCACAUGGACAUUCAGGGAGGGGAUGUCGUGUGUGGCAUCAACAUGCUACCUGGCAUCUAUCCCAUUGUCAAGAUGGACAUGUGCAGUUCGUUCUCUAUCAACCCCUGUGCUGCGGGCACAUGCAUCAACGAUGGCAAGGGCGCCUACUCCUGCAUCUGCCCGCCCAACUACUUUGAAAGCAGAACGCUUGACAACUCCCCCACCUGCGACCCAGUGCAAAACAUGGGUGACACCUGCUCCUCUAUCAACGCGCAGAUUGGACUCGCAACAACUGAGCUUGCCUCCCUCAAUCCCGGCCUGAACUGCUCUGAGCCCAUCAAGGCGGGCCACUCUUUGUGCAUCGAGCGCAAUGCCACCUUCGCCUUCACUGUCCCUCGGUGCUUGCAGUAUGGCAUGCUCACAACACAGGACACGUGCGAGGACCUGCUGCUGCAGGGCAUGGAGUCUAGUGAGGAUGGGUCCGUGGGCCCUUUGAGUGGGGGCGCAUCUGUGGGUUCUGAUACCUGGAUGGAGCUAUACCGCAACAAUCCCGGCCUCAUCUGCCCUCGCACCAUCCCCGCGACCAGCACCACUGUUUCCAGCGUGACUAGCGUGCAGGUGAGAUGUGGGAAGCCAGAAAGAUCCCGAAGCAUGAGAUCCUUCCUUUUUCUUAAUGUUCUCCCCCUUCUCUCUCGCUGUGUGCAUGCACCUCCUAUCUCAGGUGUGCCUUAA